UGGUACCCGUCGAGUAAAUGAAACUUUUUAAUUGAAAUGUGAAAUAAAUCAAUAUAUUUAAUAAAUAAAUAAGCAAAUUUAACAAUCGACUAAAGAUAAACCAUUAACUGACUGAAAUCGACUGUUUCUGACCACCAUAAACCGUUUGGCGAUAAAUCCCAAUCAGAAUCGGAUCCAAUCAGAACGGGUCGUGUUUGUUUUAUGCUAAAAUCAGUAAUUAACGAAUUCCAGCAGCUCGGUGGCCGCCCUGGAGUGCGAAUUGUGACUUGGGAGUGUUGUGGCAAGCGGUGAAGAUAAUGGCAAGGCUCAAGCGCUGAUUGUGGCAGCGGAAAAUUGAAAAAUCGGUGCUUGCAAAAUGCAUCUCUAACAACAACAAAACAAGGCAUAUUCAACACCAAACAACAACUACAACGAAGUAGCAACUGCAACAGAAGCAACAACAACAUCUAACAAAAAAAAACCAAAAAAAAAAAAGCGAAAACUUUUUGGAGUUGUUCACUGGCUGGAUGUUUUUUUGUUUGUUUUUUAUGUUGGUUUUUGGAGGGCAGUAGGCGAAGGAGCAGCAGAAACAGGACACAACUCAUCAAUAUUCGAAAAAGCAAUUGAGUCGAGGCAUCAAUUCAUCAAUUAUUCAAAAUGACCGAAGACGAAAUUCUCUUUGACGACGUCUACGAGCUGUGCGAGGUCAUUGGCAAAGGUCCUUUCUCCAUCGUGAGGCGAUGCAUACACAGGGAGUCCAAUCAGCAGUUUGCUGUCAAAAUCGUUGAUGUGGCCAAGUUCACAGCGAGUCCGGGACUGAGCACAGCGGAUCUGAAGCGCGAGGCCACAAUAUGUCACAUGUUGAAGCAUCCGCACAUCGUGGAGCUUCUGGAGACCUACAGCUCCGAGGGAAUGCUCUACAUGGUCUUCGAGUUCAUGGAGGGCUCUGACUUGUGCUUCGAGGUUGUGCGACGGGCUGUUGCAGGAUUCGUCUACAGCGAGGCAGUCGCCUGCCACUACAUGCGGCAGAUCUUGGAGGCUCUCCGCUAUUGCCACGAGAACGAUAUCCUGCACAGGGACGUGCGUCCCGCCUGCGCCCUUCUCGCCACCGUCGACAACUCGGCGCCAGUGAAGCUGGGCGGCUUCGGGUCCGCCAUCCAGCUGCCCGGAACACGGGAAACCAUAGAAACACACGGACGCGUCGGCUGUCCGCAUUACAUGGCGCCGGAGGUGGUUACCAGGCGGCUGUAUGGAAAAGGAUGCGACGUGUGGGGCGCCGGAGUGAUGCUGCAUGUCCUGCUCUCCGGCAGGCUGCCCUUUCUAGGAUCUGGAGUGCGAUUGCAGCAAUCGAUAGCACGCGGUCGGUUAUCGUUUGAGGCGCCCGAGUGGAAGUCAAUCUCGGCCAAUGCCAAGGAUCUAGUCAUGAAAAUGCUGGCAGCCAAUCCACAUCACAGGCUCUCGAUCACCGAGGUGCUAGAUCAUCCCUGGAUACGGGAUCGGGACAAACUGCAGCGCACCCACUUGGCGGACACGGUGGAGGAAUUGAAGCGUUAUAAUGCCCGGCGCAAGCUCAAGGGCGCCGUUCAGGCCAUAGCAGGAGGCACCAAUAUGGAUCCCCUUUACGCCACUGAUGCUGAUAUGCCCAUUGCCGCCGCCACGGAAGAAUGGGCCGACGAGGAGGCUGGCAUUGAGGCAGUGCAGCGCAUCCUGGAUUGCUUGGACGACAUAUAUUCGCUGCAGGACGCUCAUGUAGACGCCGAUGUGCUGAGGGACAUGCUGCGCGACAGUCGGCUGCACCAGUUUCUGCAACUAUUCGACAGGAUUGCCGCCUCCGUGGUGACCAGCAACGGCAGGGCGCCGGCAGCCGAGGCCGUGGGUCGCAGUCGCGAAGUCCUGGACUUGCUAUCGUCGAACGCCGGCGGCAACUCUCUGGCUGGCAAGUAUGCCAAGGACGAGCUGCUCCAGCUCCUCGCCGCCCCCCACAUGCAGGCACUGCUUCAUAGCCACGAUGUGGUGGCCCGGGACGUUUACGGGGAGGAGGCGCUGCGCGUCACGCCGCCCCCGAUGGUGCCCUACCUCAACGGGGACGAACUGGACAACGUCGAGGGUGGGGAACUGCAGCAUGUGACCCGAGUGCGGUUGGUGCAGUUCCAAAAGAACACGGACGAGCCAAUGGGCAUCACGCUGAAGAUGACCGAGGACGGGCGGUGCAUUGUGGCCAGGAUUAUGCACGGCGGGAUGAUUCAUCGCCAGGCCACGCUCCACGUAGGGGACGAGAUUCGGGAGAUCAACGGCCAGCCGGUGCAGCACCAGUCGGUGGGGCAACUGCAACGAAUGCUGCGCGAGGCACGCGGUUCUGUUACCUUCAAGAUAGUUCCUUCGUACCGCAGCGCUCCGCCCCCCUGCGAGAUUUUCGUGCGCGCACAAUUCGAUUAUAAUCCGCUGGAUGAUGAGCUUAUACCCUGUGCCCAGGCGGGCAUAUCGUUCCAAGUGGGCGACAUACUGCAGAUCAUUAGCAAAGACGAUCAUCACUGGUGGCAGGCGCGACUGGACACUGUGGGCGGAUCGGCAGGACUGAUACCGUCGCCGGAGCUGCAGGAGUGGCGGAUCGCCUGCCAGACGGUCGACAAGACCAAGCAGGAGCAGGGAGAGCCGGGUGCUGGAUGUUCCGCUCACGCAGAUGGGUGUGAUGGAUCAGCAGUUAAUUGCUCCAUCUUCGGGCGCAAGAAGAAGCAGUGCCGGGACAAGUAUCUGGCCAAGCACAAUGCCAUCUUCGACACGCUCGAUGUGGUCACGUACGAAGAGGUUGUCAAGGUGCCAGUUGGAGACCCGAACUUCCAGCGAAAGACAUUGGUGCUAUUGGGUGCCCAUGGAGUGGGCAGGCGGCACAUCAAGAACACCUUGAUUUCCAAGUACCCGGACAAGUACGCCUAUCCCAUUCCACAUACAACGAGACCUGCUAAGCCCGAGGAGGAGAAUGGACGCAGCUAUUACUUUGUUUCGCACGACGAAAUGAUGGCCGAUAUCGGAGCGAAUGAGUACUUGGAAUACGGCACCCACGAGGAUGCCAUGUACGGCACCAAGCUGGAUACCAUCCGGCGCAUCCACACCGAGGGAAAGAUGGCCAUAUUGGAUGUCGAGCCGCAGGCGCUGAAGAUUCUCCGCACCGCGGAGUUCACCCCUUAUGUCGUCUUCAUAGCCGCACCUUCGCUGCAGAACAUAGCAGACUACGAUGGCAGCCUGGAGCGACUGGCCAAGGAGUCGGACAUGCUGCGGCAGUUGUACGGCCAUUUCUUCGACCUGACCAUUGUGAACAACGACAUCAGCGAGACGAUUGCUACCCUGGAGACGGCCAUCGAAAGGGUGCACACCACCCCGCAGUGGGUGCCCGUGUCCUGGCUCUACUGACAAGACAGCGAGCUUGAAUGCCCCGACUGCCUCGAGGGCUGUGACUGCGAGUGGGACGCCUACACGCAGGCCUCCAAUGUGGCGCUCUACUGAGGCACUAACGCACCACAUCACCACAAGACACACAAUGACACCAUAGCACACCACACCACACACCACGACACCGUGAAGUAUUACCAAGGCACAAACAACAGCAACAGAUGCAACAUGCAACAGCAACCACUACGAGAUGACAGUGAGGAUAGGAGGCGCCUGGCGCCGAGCUAUAUAAUUUAAGAAUGGAAGGGUAUUAUGGGAACUGCGGUCGCAACGCAAGACACAAAGGUGUUGAUUGUCAAACAACCAAUUGUAAUUGCCUCUAUAUGGUUUACGUUUAAUUGUAAUAAUUUUAAAAUGUUUUCCAUCCCAGAUAGGGUGAGAGACAGAGGUCUCUACCUAUAGGGGGCUAGGAAAGAUUGUAUUGCCAAUUGUAUUGCCAUUCCAAGUGGCCUUAGAAGGCCUCCGUUCAUUGUGUUAUUUUACCACUAUUAUAUUGUUUUGUUGUAUUUAUGUUUUUAUUGACAUUUAGUCAGAACAGCAUUAAACGCUUAUGUAAAUCUUGCACUUGUUAGUGUCUAAGUUAACUGUGGAGGCAGAAGAAUCGAAGGCCCAGAUGAAACCGAAGCACUCCACUCCAAUUGUUUUUAAAUAGAGGAUUAUUUAUGGAGGGAAUCUUGUGAGUGAGGAGAGCGGCGUUGAACGAGUUAGUAAAUUAUAGAGAAAACUACGUAAUUAAAUAUAAUUAAAAUAGACACAGGAGACAUAACAUAACAGCAACCAGAAGAAAGAGUUAGGAUGUGAGCAAUUUCAAGUGUUUCAAGCCAAGUAAUACAUAAUUAAUUACUUACGGAGGGACGAGGAGCGUAAGGUGCACAUUUUAAAUGCAAUAAACAUAACGAAUAGUACAGAAAACAAAAGGGAUUCCAGUCACCACACUUACACUCGAAGAAACCGAGCAGCAUAUACACGAAACUAAUUACCAGAUUGUUGACGUUUAAUUGAAUUCAAUGAGAAAUGAGUAUGAUAACGAAAAAAACAUAAGAAAUGCAAUCAAACAUAAUAAAAUGAUAAAUUGCAGCAGAGUUUAAUUCAAGCAAAAAAUAAAAACAAAAUAAAAUGCAAAAGCAAAUUAAACAAAUGGAAAAACAUAGAGUGAGCACUAAACACACAUACUAACAGCAAUUACGAAUUAAAAUAAUUAGCAAAGGUCGCGAAGAGAUUGCGGGUCAACGCAACACUCACACACCCAGUACACACAUAUACACAAAUAUAUAAAAAAAAAAAUUACAAAAAAAAGAAAAACAUGUAGGAAAAUGAGAAAAUAUGUAUACACACACAUAUAUAUUUUUCGAACAACUCAAACUCAGGUUGGAUACAUUGAAAAUCAGUCAAGUUCAAUAAGAAUAAAUAUAGCGGAGCGCUUCCUUUUAACCCACAGCCAAAGCAGAGACCGACUUACCAAGGUAACCCCCUAAAGGGGUUGAGGAGAAAUUGCGGACGGAAAAUCGGAAAAUCCAUUCCAAUCCAAUCCAGAGAGUGUGCCGGAAGGAGAUGAUGUUAGAUCGCUUUGAAUUCGACUUGAAUUGAAAUCUUACACCCACAGCAGGCCCAGUACCACCCAAGACAAGCAGCAGCUUCAAGUUUUCGAGAUACUUUACACGUGACAAUGUCUUAGCAAUCAGCAGCAAACCACCCUGUUUUUUAUUUUUGGUGCAGCUUAAACCUUGAGACUCUUUAGCGUUUUCCCUUGCUGUAGGUAUCCGACAGAUACAUUCCCCCAAACCCCCUGCCCCGACCCCUUGAACUAAACGAAGGAAAACUGAAUUUAGAUUACGACUACGGAGAGCACAUGCAAUCACUUAUCAAAGUUGAAAAAUUGAACUUAGUAUUUAACUAAAAAAAGAAACCGCUUGGUUCGAGCCCAAAACCGCAACCACACAGCCCACUUGAAUUUCCCAACCACACAACAACCACAACGUACGUAUAUCCAGAACAAUUCUAUGGUUUCAAAAUGGUUGAACAAUUUUGCAGAGUAUUAUCGUUAGACACGCUGGGCAACGUUUUUUUAGUUCAGAGAAGAAGGCAAUGCAAAUCAUAGAAGUGUGUCCCAAAAUCUAACAACCGAUCCUACCCAAAAACCGAAAAAAAAAACCAAAAACAAAUGAAAAGAAAAGAACUAACUACCUACCCACUACCACAAAAGCAGCCGAGUGGCCAAAUUAACUAAGAGUAUUAUUAAUUAUACCUUAAAGAUCGGGGCUGCAGUAAUGGGCUCCCCAGACGAAGCAACAGGCUGGGUGUGCCAAAAAACACCAAUUAAGAGGAAAUCAGUAGAGGAGGAGAAUUGGAGAGUGGAGAGGUCAGGAGAAAUGAUUAGGAGAAUGCUCAAAUCAAAAUCUAAUGUUUUACGAUAUAGGAAAGAUUGAAAAGUAUUAAAAGGGGAAAAAGCAGACAAGAAGCUAGGAUUUCGAAGGACUCGUUUGGUAUUUUUAAUUGAUCCUUUUUCUUAGCCGAUGCGAGCAGAUUGUAGCUGUACUCUAAGAAUAAUUUCACCCUAAGAUUAAGUAAAAAUUUAUUGUUGAUAUUACAUAAAGAAAGGGAAUGAUGAACAUGAAGGCGGAAACCAAAUGAAUUAGAAUUUUUCUCUAAUUUCAUAAGUUAACGAAGGGCAAUGAUAAGAACGGUAAAGAUAACGAUGACGAUGACGAUGAUGCUGAUGAAGAGUUGAUGAUGCUUAUGAUCUCCAAUGUCAAUAUAUGUAGAUUGACGCGAUUUGAGCUAAUUGAGUGAAUUGUUGUUAAAAUAAAUGAAAUGAAAUAAAUGAAAUGAGUGGAGUCGUUCGAUCGAUUCGGGGCGCACAGAGGCCGGUUAGAAAAUAUCAUUUAAAGUAAAUGAUAAAAAUGUCAUUAUAUAUACAUAGUUUAAACAUGGGAUUAAAUAAUAAAAUUCAAAAUGAAACAGAACAAACUGAACGGAAUGAAUGAGAGGAGAUGACGAGGCGGAAAUGCAAAUUAAAUAAAAGCGAGUAAACACUGAAA
Drosophila bipectinata is the source of this 6464-nucleotide messenger RNA. It is a transcript of the gene CASK, whose product is annotated as peripheral plasma membrane protein CASK. Gene Ontology annotation, biological process: protein phosphorylation; regulation of neurotransmitter secretion; intracellular protein localization. Gene Ontology annotation, cellular component: plasma membrane; cell-cell junction. The record is from RefSeq and is a predicted model, not a curated record. Gene Ontology annotation, molecular function: ATP binding; signaling receptor binding; protein kinase activity. NCBI's taxonomy places the organism in Eukaryota, Metazoa, Arthropoda, Insecta, Diptera, Drosophilidae.